Ornithorhynchus anatinus (platypus) is the source of this 1501-nucleotide messenger RNA. It is a transcript of the gene TRIP13, whose product is annotated as thyroid hormone receptor interactor 13. Gene Ontology annotation, molecular function: ATP hydrolysis activity; ATP binding. Gene Ontology annotation, biological process: reciprocal meiotic recombination; meiotic recombination checkpoint signaling. The coding region runs from base 80 to 1486 and encodes 468 amino acids. Lineage: Eukaryota; Metazoa; Chordata; Mammalia; Monotremata; Ornithorhynchidae. The transcript has 14 exons. Gene Ontology annotation, cellular component: nucleus; chromosome. The record is from RefSeq and is a predicted model, not a curated record.
CGGGGCCUGGUCUUCCUCGCCUCCAUCCGCCUCCAUCCGCCGCCAUCCUCGUCCUCCUCGUCCUCCUCCCUCGUCCGCCAUGGACGACGCGGCCCUGCACCUCGGCCUCGACCGGCCCCUGCUCGACGUGGAGGUCCAUCAGCUGGGAGGCAGCACUGCCAGUAGAGAAGACAUUCGGCUGAGCGUCCUGCAGAUGCUUAGCCGACUGAACACUGUGAUCGGAGAUUGUACGUGGUUAGAGUUCGCCGACCCUUUCUUGGAAAGAAACGUGCAGUCUAUCUCUGUGGUGGAUACAGAGCUGAUAAAGAGAACCCAAAAGCUUCCCGUUGCCUUGAACAGUUGUUCCUUCUCGAUUCAUAUCUACCAGCUGAAUGAAGAGGGACCCAGCAGUGAACACUUAGAGGAGGAGACCGAAAAUAUUAUUGCCGCAAGCCACUGGGUGCUACCCGCCGUUGAAUUCCAUGGCCUCUGGGAAAGUCUGAUCUACGACGUUGAAGUGAAGUCCCACUUGCUUCACUACGUGACCACGACGUUAUUAUUUUCGGACAAAAACGUCGACAGCAACCUCAUCGCGUGGAAUAGAGUCGUUCUGCUCCACGGACCCCCAGGAACUGGCAAAACGUCCCUGUGUAAAGCACUAGCUCAGAAAUUGACCAUUAGGCUCUCAGAAAGGUACAGAUACGGGCAGCUGAUCGAAAUUAACAGCCAUAGUCUCUUCUCCAAGUGGUUUUCUGAGAGCGGAAAACUAGUCACCAAGAUGUUCCAGAAGAUCCAAGAGUUGAUCGAUGAUAAAAACGCGCUCGUGUUCGUGCUGAUUGAUGAGGUAGAAAGCUUAACUGCAGCCCGAAAUGCCUGCAGAGCGGGCACGGAACCCUCAGAUGCCAUCCGAGUGGUCAACGCCGUUUUGACCCAAAUAGAUCAGAUUAAAAGGCAUUCAAACGUCGUUAUACUGACAACUUCGAAUAUCACCGAGAAAAUCGACAUGGCCUUUGUAGACAGAGCGGACAUAAAGCAAUACAUCGGUCCUCCGUCUCCCGAGGCGAUCUACAAAAUCUAUCUUUCUUGUUUGGAUGAAUUGAUGAAGUGCCAAAUCAUAUACCCCCGAGAGCAGCUGCUGACUCUGAGAGAGCUCGAUAUGCUUGGCUAUAUUGAAAACAACGUGUCAAAAAUGAGUAUCCUGUUGAGUGAAAUUUCAAGGAAAAGUGAAGGACUGAGUGGCCGAGUCCUGAGGAAACUUCCUUUCCUAGCCCACGCCCUCUACAUCCAAACUCCUACUGUAACCGUAGAGGUGUUCCUUCAAGCUCUGUCUCUGGUGGUGGAAAAACAGUUUGAAGAGAGAAGACGACUCGCGGCGUGCGUCUGUGAUUCCGACUGUGAGCCCCAAUUUGGGCCUUGGACCUCUUCCGAUUUGUCGUCAUCUGCACUCUUCUCCCGUCGCUUAGGAGAGUGCUGUGUAUACAGAUGCUCAAUAGGUACUCCCGGAUGAGUGAAUGCAGAAAGG